AUGCCCUCCUCUUCCCCCCUCCGCCUCCUCUUCACCCGAACUCACCAAUUCACCACCUUUCGUGCCCCAUUCCUCCUCCGCCAGCAGCGCAACCAGAUCUUCCGGCGGUAUCAGCAAACCGUCGCGGGAACUCCAACCGUCGAGGGCGCUCCAGGCGCAAAGCAGAGUAUCUUACAGCGAUUAUGGACGAGUGAAGUCGGGCUUAAGACGGUGCACUUUUGGGCACCGGUAAUGAAAUGGGCCAUCCUCCUCGCGGGCGUCAGCGACUUCUUCCGUCCCGCAGACAAGCUCUCCCUGACGCAGAAUCUGGCGUUGACAGCUACGGGGAGUAUUUGGACGAGGUGGUGCUUCAUCAUCAAACCCAAGAACUAUCUAUUAGCAGCAGUGAAUUUCUGCGUCGCGAUCGUGGCGUCUGUCCAAGUGAGUCGGAUUCUGGCAUACAGGGCGAGUGUGAAAGGGUCGAAAGCGGGGGCGCUGGAGGAGAGCAAGGAGGAGAUAAGAAGCGCAGCGAAAGGGGUGAAAGAGGAUGUAAAGAAGGUGGUUCCAUAG
Endocarpon pusillum Z07020 is the source of this 549-nucleotide messenger RNA. RefSeq lists its product as uncharacterized. Gene Ontology annotation, biological process: pyruvate import into mitochondria. The transcript is spliced from 3 exons. Lineage: Eukaryota; Fungi; Ascomycota; Eurotiomycetes; Verrucariales; Verrucariaceae. The record is from RefSeq and is a predicted model, not a curated record. Bases 1 to 549 code for a protein of 182 amino acids. Gene Ontology annotation, cellular component: mitochondrial inner membrane. Gene Ontology annotation, molecular function: pyruvate transmembrane transporter activity.